Molecule: messenger RNA, 1030 nt
Organism: Lampris incognitus (smalleye Pacific opah)
Lineage: Eukaryota; Metazoa; Chordata; Actinopteri; Lampriformes; Lampridae
Gene: cdx4
Product: caudal type homeobox 4
Exons: 4
Coding region: 1-816 (271 amino acids)
Biological process (GO): anterior/posterior axis specification; cell differentiation; regulation of transcription by RNA polymerase II
Cellular component (GO): nucleus
Molecular function (GO): DNA-binding transcription factor activity, RNA polymerase II-specific; RNA polymerase II transcription regulatory region sequence-specific DNA binding
Source: RefSeq, a predicted model, not a curated record
AUGUGGGAUCCACUGGAUAAGGAAAGCAGCAUGUAUCACCAAGGAGGGCCUGUAAGACGAUCAAGCAUCAAUCUCCCGCCACAGAAUUUUGUCUCUACGCCACAAUACCCCGACUUUACUGGAUACCAUCAUGUGCCAAACAUGGAUACGCACGCACAGUCUGCAGGGAGUUGGGGACCUACUUAUGGUGCUCCAAGAGAGGACUGGGGGGCAUACAGUCUGGGACCAGCUAAUAGUAGUAUUCCCACACCCAUGAACAACUCUUCUCCUGGACAAGUUUCUUACUGCACGUCCGAAUACAGUCAUAUGCAUGCUCCGGGAUCAUCAGUAUUACAGCCACCGCCGGAGAAUGUCACUGUUGCACAGCUUUCUCCUGACAGAGAAAGGCGCAGUUCCUACCAGUGGAUGAGCAAAACUGUGCAGUCGUCCUCCACUGGUAAAACUAGGACGAAGGAGAAAUACAGGGUGGUGUACACCGAUCACCAGAGAUUGGAGCUGGAAAAGGAGUUUCAUUUCAAUAGAUAUAUCACUAUCAGGAGAAAAUCGGAGCUUGCUGUUAACCUUGGUCUAUCGGAACGACAGGUAAAAAUCUGGUUUCAGAAUCGCAGAGCCAAGGAAAGGAAAUUGAUCAAAAAGAAACUGGGUCAGUCUGACGGCAGCGGGGGGUCCGUGCACAGUGACCCCGGUUCAGUCAGUCCACUUCCGGUGCCCGGGUCGCUCAGUCCGUCAGAUCUUCACAACUCUCUCUACCCACCGCAGGGGAUGAACACCUUGCCGUCUAUCAGGAAUAUACAGCAAGUCACAGUUACUCAGUAAUGUCGCUCUUGGGACCAUCUAUUACUAUAUAAAUAUAUAUCCCAUAACUGAGCACUCCUAUCCACGCUGACGGGACACUUCGUGAACUUCGACGAUAAUGGCGGCUAGAGGAUUAACGCAGACGCGCUGACGUAGCCUACGUGCUGUGGAGGAUUAAGCAGGAUGAUUUAUACAGCGAUGCAAUGCUGGAGGCUCUUGAAAUAUUGUUUUAUAU